AUCUUUAUUAGUCAAAAAGCGUGGGCGGGACUCUUGCUCUCUGCAGCGAGUCAAAGAGAAAGGCAAUAAAGGGAGACAGGAGCUGCACUUUGCAGACGAGCAUCUCUGCCGUCCUGCUAGACUACAGUAAUCGCUGCCCCCGGAUCUGCGAAAAUACACAGGGACUUCUCUGGAAAAGGCAGAGUUCAUCAAUUUAACUCCGGUCAGUCCGAACCUGCGCUGUUUACCUGGAUAAGUCCAUCCCGACGAGAAGAAAGAAAAAGAGAGAAAAAGACAGCGACAAACGCGAGUGGAGUGUCGACGUAAAAUUGUGAAGGAAAAGAGAAGAAUAUGAUUGUCAAGCAGCACUUGAUCUUCAUCCUUUACAGCCUCUGUGCAAGCGUCUUUAAAGUGGCUGGAACAAAAAGCAAAGCGAAAGGUAGCCAAGGUCAGUUCCCCAUAACUCAGAAUGUGACGGUGGUGGAGGGGGGCACGGCCAACAUGACCUGUCGUGUGGAUUACAAUGAUAACACUUCCCUCCAGUGGUCAAAUCCUGCACAACAGACCCUAUUCUUUGGGGACAAGAAAGCUCUAAGGGACCACAGAAUUGAGCUGGUGCGAGCUUCAUGGCAGGAGCUCACCAUCAGAAUCGGUGACGUCAGCUUGUCAGACGAAGGCCAGUACACCUGCUCGCUCUUCACCAUGCCUGUCAAGACCACCAAGGCCUUUCUCACUGUUCUGGGAGUGCCAGGACGACCAGAGAUCACAGGAUUCACCAAGCCUGCCAUGGAGGGGGAUGUAAUCACCCUGACAUGCACCACACUGGGCAGCAAACCAGCUGCCAACAUCCGGUGGUUCCGAAAUAACAAGGAGGUCCAAGGCACUACAGAGGUCAAUGCAACAGGAAAGUCGUUCACAGUGAGGAGUAGCCUUCAGUUCCAGGUGGACAGACGGGACAACGGCGUCGCUUACACCUGCAGUGUGGAGCAUGUGUCUCUUUCCAACCCCUACAUGACAACCGAGGUCCUGGAGGUCCACUAUGCUCCCCAUCUGGAGAUCACGCAUUCACUGAUUAUUCCACAGGAAGGGCAAUACUUCAAACUGGAGUGUGUUUCCAUAGGCAACCCAAUACCUGAACCAGUGCUUUGGUCUAAAGAUGGAGGAGAGCUGCCAGACAUCGAGCGUAUGAUUGUGGAAGGCAGGGAACUUACCAUCACCACACUAAACAAAACAGACAAUGGCACAUACCGCUGCGAGGCCAGCAACCACCUGGGGACCAGCGGUGCUGAAUAUGUACUGUUUGUAUAUGCCAAAGACUUUCCAGGGCCUACAACAGAUCCUAAUGCUUUAGGACAACAUGGACCUGACCACGCUUUAAUCGGCGGUGUUGUUGCAGUCGUGGUCUUCAUCACCUUAUGUCUGAUAAUAGUCCUUGGACGAUAUCUGGCCAGACAUAAAGGGACGUAUCUAACACACGAGGCCAAAGGAGCAGAGGAUGCCCCCGACGCAGACACAGCCAUCAUCAAUGCUGAGGGAAACCAUGUGCAUGCAGAAGAAAAGAAAGAGUACUUCAUUUAGACUUCUGUUACUCUUUUCCUUCAUUUAAUGACAACUUUUGACAGCGGACAUGCAAUUUUAAGCUGCCUCAGCGUCACUUUAUGAUUUGUUUUACUUUACUUAUUAUUCUUUUGUCUUCUCCAGACAACUCAUGCUUGGAUAUGUUUGUUUUCAAAGCUGUUGGAUAAUUUCCAUUUAAGUUUUACGGUGCCUAAAUGCUGUACAUUAUUCCGCAUUUCUUUAAUGGCUUGCAUUCGCUUAUUUCUCUACUCUCUUAAUUGACCUAUUACCUGUUUUUGCUGAUUUUGUUUUUUUUUUUUUA
Messenger RNA from Micropterus salmoides (largemouth bass), 1858 nucleotides. Its product is annotated as cell adhesion molecule 2-like. The record is from RefSeq and is a predicted model, not a curated record. The transcript is spliced from 11 exons. NCBI's taxonomy places the organism in Eukaryota, Metazoa, Chordata, Actinopteri, Centrarchiformes, Centrarchidae. The coding region runs from base 331 to 1557 and encodes 408 amino acids.